Messenger RNA from Pantherophis guttatus, 6555 nucleotides. RefSeq names its product SEL1L adaptor subunit of SYVN1 ubiquitin ligase (gene SEL1L). Gene Ontology annotation, molecular function: protein binding. The record is from RefSeq and is a predicted model, not a curated record. NCBI's taxonomy places the organism in Eukaryota, Metazoa, Chordata, Lepidosauria, Squamata, Colubridae. Gene Ontology annotation, biological process: ERAD pathway. Gene Ontology annotation, cellular component: endoplasmic reticulum membrane.
UGGGGCGGGGAGCAGGCGGCAGCUCUCCGGGUUUUCUCGGAGUGCCGCGGCGGAGUCGCUUUCGUCUUCGGCGGGAUGGGUGUUUUCUCGCGGGCCGCGCCGCGGUGGUUCCUGGCACGGGCGGCGGUGGGGUUGCCGCUGUUGCUGUUGCUGGCGUCCAUCAGCUUGGCGGCUGCUGACGAAGAAGCUGCUCAAGAGGAGUCUUUUGAAUCAAAGUCAACCUUGCCUUCUGAAGAACAAGUGAAGGAUCAUUCAGCAGGAGCUCAAGUGGUAGCAGGUCAGAUCUUUAUUGAUUCUGAAGAUCCAGAGGCUCUAGCUGAAGAUGGAGAUGGUUUUGGAGAAGAGGACAAGGAAAGGACUUUGGAGAGCUUAAGCUCUUUAGAAUUGUCUGCUUUAUUAAAUAAAGACUUGGAAGAAGUAGAAGCAGAAAAAACAGUUUUGACAGCUAUUGGAGGAACUGCAGAUGGCGAGUUAUGUCAGUUCCCCUUUCUCUUUAUGGAGAAGGAAUACUCAGAAUGUACUGCAGAUGGGAGAGAAGAUGGGAGACUAUGGUGUGCGACAACCUAUGACUACAAGACUGAUCAAAAGUGGGGCUUUUGUGAAACUGAAGAGGAGUCUCAUAAGAGAAGACAAAUGCAGGAAGCAGAAGAUGUUUACCAAACAGGGAUGAAAAUUCUUAAUGAGAGCAGGAAGAAGGCCCAGAAGAAGGAGGCUUAUCAGUAUUUCUUGAGAGCCGCUGACAUGAAUCAUACUAAGGCCAUGGAAAGAGUGUCUUAUACAUUAUUGUUUGGUGACUACUUGAAGCAAAAUAUUCAGUCAGCUAAAGAACUGUUUGAGAAACUGACUGAAGAAGGAUCUCCUAAAGGUCAAACAGCACUUGGAUUUCUAUAUGCUUCCGGUCUUGGUGUUGAUUCCAGCCAGGCGAAGGCAUUAGUUUAUUAUACUUUCGGUGCUCUUGGAGGAAAUUUAAUAGCACAUAUGAUUUUGGGCUAUAGGUACUGGGCUGGAAUAGGUGUUCUUCAGAGCUGUGAAUCUGCACUUACGCAUUAUCGCCUAGUAGCUAACCAUGUGGCUAGUGAUAUCUCUCUUACUGGAGGCACAGUGGUUCAGAGAAUUCGUCUGCCGGAUGAAAUAGAAAAUCCAGGAAUGGCAAGUGGAAUGUUGGAGGAAGAUUUAAUACAAUACUAUCAGUUCUUAGCUGAAAAAGGAGAUGUUCAAGCACAGGUAGGGCUUGGACAAUUGCACCUUCAUGGAGGAAGAGGAGUAGAGCAAAAUCAUCAGAGAGCUUUUGAAUACUUCAACCAAGCAGCAAAUGCUGGCAACUCACAUGCAAUGGCAUUUUUGGGGAAGAUGUAUUCAGAAGGAAGUGAUAUUGUACCUCAAAGCAAUGAAACAGCCCUACAGUACUUUAAGAAAGCUGCUGACAUGGGCAAUCCAGUAGGACAGAGUGGUCUGGGAAUGGCUUAUUUAUAUGGAAGAGGUGUUCCAGUGAACUAUGAGCUGGCCCUGAAAUACUUCCAGAAGGCAGCAGAGCAAGGAUGGGUCGAUGGACAGCUUCAGCUGGGCUCCAUGUAUUAUAAUGGCAUUGGAGUGAAAAAAGACUAUAAGCAAGCCUAUAAAUAUUUUAACCUGGCUUCUCAAGGGGGCCACAUUCUGGCCUUCUACAAUUUAGCACAGAUGCAUGCCACUGGCACCGGAGUCAUGCGGUCCUGUCAUACUGCGGUUGAGCUGUUCAAGAAUGUGUGUGAACGGGGCCGUUGGUCUGAGAGACUCAUGACUGCUUACAACAGCUAUAAAGAUGGCAAUACGAAUUCUGCAGUUGUUCAGUAUCUGCUUUUGGCAGAACAAGGCUAUGAGGUUGCACAAAGCAAUGCUGCCUUCAUUCUUGAUCAAAAAGCCAGCAUAAUAGAAGAGAAUGAAACCUAUCCCAGAGCCUUAUUACACUGGAACAGAGCAGCCUCACAAGGUUACACUGUUGCUAGACUAAAACUUGGCGAUUAUCAUUUCUACGGCUUUGGCACAGAAAUUGAUUAUGAAACUGCAUUUAUUCAUUAUCGCCUGGCAACAGAGCAACAGCACAGUGCCCAAGCCAUGUUCAAUUUAGGAUACAUGCAUGAAAAAGGACUUGGGAUUAAGCAGGACAUUCACCUUGCAAAACGCUUCUAUGAUAUGGCAGCUGAUGCUAGUCCUGAUGCUCAGGUUCCUGUCUUCCUUGCACUUUGCAAGUUAGGAAUUAUUUAUGCCUUCCAGUAUGUACGAGAAACCAAUGUCAAGGAGAUAUUUUCACACCUGGACAUGGACCAACUCUUGGGUCCUGAGUGGGACCUUUACCUCAUGACCAUCAUUGCUUUACUUUUGGGUACAGUAAUAGCUUACAGGCAGAGGCAGCAUCAAGGAGUCCCAAGGCCUGCGGGGCCACGACCAGCGGUACCUCCUCAAGAACCUGCUCCAGAACAGCAGCCACCCCAAUAGUAGCAGCUGGAGGUUCAAUGAAGUGAACUGGAAUUUCUAGAUAGGACUCUUUUUGUGAUCUUAUGACAACAGAUCAAAUAGCUACAUGCACACAAGAUUCAAAAAAGUAUUGAAUUGAGAAAGCAGUUUAGAAUUAUGCCUUUUUUCAGGGAUAUGCAUCUUUUUUGAGAUGGAGUGGAAUGUUAUUUCAGUGCCAAUGGAAUAACAAAAUAGAUUUUAUGAAAAAGAAGUGUGCUACUUCAUGCCUACUAUAUUUAGUUCAUUCAGUGCCCUUUUCAACUGUCCUUUGAUUGUUCAAAAAGAAAUAUAUUAUGAGGUUUAAUAUGAGAAUAUCAGACCUUGUGCUCUUUUAAGUAAAUGGUUGUAGUCUUUUCCAAAUAUGUUUGUGAUUGUGAUAAACCGGACUUUAUUUUAUGGUUCUCCCAAUUAUUUUGAAACCAACAUAACCUCUGUAGUGGUAUCAGCCAUGAGGGUCUGGAUGCUUUAACUUAGAAUGACCAGUUAUAAACAGAUAUAUAUUCAUGGGCUACUCUUUCUAGAGGUCAGGUUUAAAAUACGAACUACACCUGUGCAAUGACUAUUUAAAUAAGAUGAAACCUUUUUUGUUUAGCAUUCAGACUUGCUUGAAUUAUGCACACUCAAGAAUCUUUCUGGUAUAUCUUUUCCCAAGUGUACAAGGCAGCUUGUUAAGUCUUCCUUUUUUUUAUUGUUUCACAAGUAUGCCAAGAUUAUCCAAGCAAUGGGCUGAAAAAACGACCAGUGUUAAUCAACCUCUUUAUUUCAGUGGUUUUUUUCUGAAGUAUUUUCUCAUUGGAUAUCAUUGGUUUGCUUUUCAGUCCAUCAUAAUAUAUUCUUAUGAUUCAGACUUAUUUGGGGUUGAAGAUUGUGCAAUUAAGUGUUAUUAAUGUAACUGCUAUCUACAUAUCUCUUUAAAAUAUGCACUCUGAUGUUAUGCUGCACAUGGCUCUUAGAGAACUAGUCAGUGAAUAUGCAUAUGCUAGACUAUCCUAACAGUGUUGUUUUAUAACAACCUUGCAAUUAUGAGCUAUACCAACUAUGCCAGAUUUGGGUAGAAUGCAUGUGAUUUUUAAACCUUUGCAAAAUGGGAAUAGAGUGCAUGGCUAAGAUUGAAACAUGGAAAUUUUCAAAACAGUGAGAUGAGUUAAUAUGAGUUGCUGUAGAAAUCUAAUCCCAAAAUUUCCUUUGCAAUGUCAUGAAAAUAACUUAUUAUUUUUGCUGUAAUAUUAAUUUAUGAAAAUUUUAAGUACUCUACUAGGAAAACGACAAUAAAUUUUGGCUGAAGGCCCAAUUUUAAAAAAUACUUUUUGCUACUUUUGCAAACGUAGAUGGUUCUAGUGCAUCAUUAUAUAAUCUUGAGUACCCUAGAUGGAAUAAUAUAAUGAAAUGCUGUUCUCUGGAAACUAAAUCUCAUAAGUGCAUUUAAGAAGUAUGCAACUUCUGUAUAUAGCAGUAGGCUCCCUCGAGUAAGUUUAGAAUACAGGACGGGAACAACAGAAGUCCCCUUAUAAUGAAAGUGGAGAGAGAGAAAUUGAGUUUGUAUGAAUCUAAAAUACAAGGAUAUUUUUAACAGGAUUGCUUAUAUCUACAGGAAGCUGUUUUAACAGCAAGGCAUGUUUCUUAGCAGUAUUACUGAAGCAGGUAGUUGUGUAGACAGAGCUUUCCUUCCAAUUGUACACAUUGGAUAAGAUGAAAAUUUUCUUGCAAUAAAUAUAAGAUGUCCAAAAAAAAAAAAAAAAAGGAAACUAAUUAAAAUCUGUUCAGUUAUUUGGGCUGCAGUUUUUUUAAAUAAUUUGUAGAAAAUUUACCUAUUUCAGAAGAAAAAAAAAACCUUGCCUCGAGAAACCUUGGCUCUUCUCCAGUAAAAGGUGCAAAUGGAAAAAUGUUCCAAGUCUUUAGUAUGAAUAAUGGUCUGCCCUUGUGUGCAUUGUGUACAGACUCCUAUGUGAUGAACUCCAGAAACUUAUAUUAACAUAAAAUCCAAAUUAUUAUAUUAAAACUUUUUUUUUCUGAAAUAUAAGUAGUAAUUUUUCAAAAUGAUUAAAACAUUUCCAAUGACUUUUCCCUUUGACAUUACUUUUAAUUAUUAUGGUGAGCUAUUAUUUCUGCUCCUUAAUUACAGGAAUGUAACGAUGGAUUCUAUAUGCUUAAAUUUCACUUAAUGUAAUAUCCUGCAUCUAGCACUUGAAAGAAAAUACAAAAUUGCAACAUUUUACACCCUUUGAUCUUUUGCUUUCAAAAGUCAGGAUAAGCAAUAUUCAUACUUCCUGUUUUUAGUGUUGCCUCAUCUAUAUAAAAAUAUUGAUUUAGGUUGUAUGUGCUUUUGAAAAGCAUCAAACUAACUCAGGGAUUUAAGAAUUUGUAGAUUUUCUAGGUUAUCUGCCUAGACAAUUGUAUCUUUGAUUAUUCUGAUCUAUUCUAAAUUGAACUUUUACCAUUUAUUUUUAAUUAAAAUGAACACUACCAGAAUAGAAGUACUUUAGUUCUGUUGAUGCUAGGGAAGAGACUUUAAUUUUUAAAUUUUAAUAUGCAGUAGAGUUUAGUAAGCAACCCACUAAUUUUCGGGAGGAGGGUGAAUUAAACUUAAUCUAAACAGGCUAGUUGACAGGAAUCAAAUUUCUGAACACAAAUUGUUAUAAUUGAAAGGCAUUCUUCUAAACUUACUGGAAUUUAAAGGCUGUUACUAUAAAAACAAAAUGGCUGUAGCAAGCCAAGUAGGAUUAGAACAUAAAGUUGGUUUAGUGUAGGCAAUUAAAGUUCUGUUUAAACUUAGUAAUUUUUCUUACCCAAUCUUUUUUUUAAAAAAAAAUCUUUAUUUUACCAAAUAUGGAAAAUAUUAUCAGAAGAAUGUUUUGGGGAAUAUAAUUAUAUACUGUUUGAAUAUUAUAGUUCAGAUUGUUAGCUGCAUUAACAUGCUAUGCAUACGUAUGGAAAAAUUUAUUCUGUGUAGACCAAACUGUUUUGAGAAUUUAGUCAAGAGUAUUUGAAAUUAUGACAAACAUUUUACCACAUUGGUGAGGUUGUUAGGAUCUGCAUUCCUCCUCUGUAAUAUAAAGCAUCUUAAUCUAGAAUCUGCAAUGUGGCUGUACAUGAGGAUGAAUAUUGAUCUUUGAGAAUGUAUUCCAGUGUAUUAAUUCUGUUCCUUAAUAGUGGUAAGAAACCUGAGAGCAAGUUAUUCUGCAUUUUAAGAAAUUAAAUGUACCGUACUCCGACUAAAGGUGUAGCCAUCACUGUUAGAGCCAAUUGCUGAAUGUAAGGUUUCAAGCAGGUGCAAACACUUGCACAUGCAACACUAUUAUAGUAAAACCAUGUAUCUCCACACCACAGAUCCCUGGUGUAAAUGAUUCAGUUGAUAUGAGUGGAAAGCUCAGUGCGUCUGAACACAAGGCUUUAGUGCAAAUUAAUAUUGAUAGAAACAUGCAAGUCCUGUCUGUCUGAAGCUGGACUUGGGCCAAAAUGCUCUGCUUGCUAUUGGUAAUGAUCACCACGUAUCAGGCCCUUCCAGUCUUUUAAUAUUUUAAACAGAGCACAAUAAACUGAAUUUUUUUCAAAGAAUUGGUAUGAUUUGAAUGAAUGCAUUUGCAGAGAGAAAAUAAAUCUGUAUGUCUGACUUGGACUGACAUACAUUGACAAAAGGAUAAGUCACUAAGUGUGUAUAAGGGGUUUUGUAAAUUUUCUUUUGUAUUUAAGAUGAUGCAGUAUAAAGGCUGGAAAAGUGUAAUAUAGCUGUAAACAAAAUCUGUUAAUAGAGAAAUGUACAGAUUCAUUUUGUAUUAUAUCUUGUUAAAUAAAGAUGCCACUUUGGUGAUUGGCCUGUAAUGAAUGCUGUAAGAGAACUUGUGUUGCCUUUUAUUAAAGAUAUUUUUGAUAAAACAGUGAUUCAUAUUGUUAAACUUUACAUUCCCAUCUUUCAAAUUCAAUAAUGAUUUGUAAUCCAUUGUUUAUUUUCUCAUUGAGUUCUAAAAUAUACACGUCAUCAUGUAUUCCUGCCAUAAGAUAAUUGCUAAGAAUUAUGUUUUUAUGUACUUUAUACCCAAUGAAUGUGUUGGAAGAAUAAGCGAGCAU